UACAUUCUAAAAUGGCGUAAACAUGUGUUUGCAGUGUUCAAAGGAAUUUUGACGUCUGGUUCUGUCAAGCAUAUCGUUUUGUAAAUCGUUCGAAGUAAAUUCGUUUUGACAUUUUCGUUAAACACGCUAAUUGGCAUGGCAGUCUGUGGAGAAUAUAUUCGUAGUCAAUUUCCCACGAUAGAUGACGACCUAUACCAAUAUGUAGAAGGUAUUUUAGAUAGUUCAAAGGAUGACUUUGAGGAUGGCGACGAAGUUUACGAAGCAAUAGGGGAGGUAUUACACGAGGUUGCAGAAAAACCAGAGAAUGAGGUUAGACAAAUAUGCGUCAAGCUACUGGAAAUGCUAAAAGGUAAUUCAAAUGACGGAAAUGUUGAAAGGAGAAAAAAUGGGGUAAACAAAGUAUUAAAUGCUCCAGUACAUUUGGGUACUAUGGCUGCUACCCUAGAAGCUCAAGUAGAACAAAUAAAAAGUAUAUGGGUUACUACUAGAGAUGAUGCUAUGAAAGUAGAUGCCAAGAAGUUAGAAAAGGCAGAGGCAAAAUUGCAACAAAAACAAGAAAAAAGAAGUAACAAUGAAUUAAGUGGACGAAUUAAUAUUGUAAGCCAAGGUAUAGAAUCCGCUAGCGCGAGUCAAAUGACGAGUAAAAAGGAUAGUAGAAUGGAGACAAAAGGUGGUGUAAAUAAAGCCCAGGACAUUAGAAUAGAAAACUUUGAUAUAGCAUAUGGGGAUAGAAUAUUAUUGCAAGGAGCUGACUUAACGCUUGCAUUCGGUAGACGCUAUGGCCUUAUCGGUAGAAAUGGACUCGGUAAAACUACAUUACUAAGAAUGAUAUCUAGUAAACAGUUGAGAAUACCAUCCCAUAUAAGAGUUUUACAUGUAGAACAAGAAGUCGCCGGAAACGAUACUUCUGCUCUCGAAUCUGUAUUAGAAUGCGACCAAGAGAGAAGUAUGUUACUUAGUAAGGAAACAGAAUUGCAAGUGGCGAUCGAAAAGGAUGGUGGUAAAACGGGAGAUGCAUUAGGCGAAGAAUUAGCUAGAGUAUAUGAAGCAAUGCAGUUAGCUGAAGUAGAUAAAGCACCUGCUAGAGCUAGUGCAAUUUUAUCAGGACUUGGGUUCUCUGUCGAGAGACAAUCGUGGCCAACUAAAGCUUUCUCUGGUGGCUGGAGAAUGAGACUAGCACUUGCAAGGGCACUGUUUUCUAGACCUGAUCUUUUAUUACUUGACGAACCUACGAACAUGCUUGAUAUUAAAGCCAUACUUUGGUUGGAGAAAUAUUUACAGUCAUGGCCAACUACGUUACUUGUGGUUUCUCACGACAGGAACUUCUUAGACACGGUUCCUACCGAUAUACUGUAUUUGCGUGGACAAAAAAUUGAAGCGUAUCGUGGUAAUUAUGAACAGUUCGCAAAAACUAAAGGGGAACGCGAAAGAAAUCAACAGAGAGAAUAUGAAGCUCAGCAAGCAAAAAGAGCACAUGUACAAGAAUUCAUUGAUCGAUUUCGAUACAAUGCCAAUCGCGCUUCUAGUGUACAGAGUAAAAUUAAGAUGCUAGAAAAAUUACCAGAACUUAAACCAAUGGAGAAGGAAGGAGAAGUAACUCUUCGUUUCCCAGAUGUUGAACCAUUAAGUCCUCCAAUAUUGCAACUUAACGAAGUCUCCUUUAGUUAUACUGGAGGAGUCGAUAAUUCGUAUAUAUUUAGUGGAGUGAACUUGACUGCUAGCUUACAAUCCCGUAUUUGUAUAGUGGGAGAGAAUGGUGCUGGUAAAACUACGCUUUUAAAAAUCAUAACAGGUGCACUAAGCCCAACGCGAGGUACAGUGCAUGUUCAUAGGAAUUUGAAAUUUGGAUAUUUUAGCCAACAUCACGUAGACCAACUUGAUAUGCGUGUGUGUCCAGUUGAACUAUUGCAAAAUCAUUUUCCAGGUAAACCAGUUGAGGAAUACAGAAGAAUGCUUGGAAGCUUUGGAAUAAGUGGUAAUUUAGCUUUGCAGACUAUUAGUUCUUUAUCUGGAGGACAAAAAUCUAGAGUAGCAUUUGCACUAAUGUGUGCUGCAAUGCCAAACUUUUUGGUACUUGAUGAACCUACGAAUCAUUUAGACAUCGAAUCCAUUGAAGCUUUAGGCAAAGCAUUGAAUACUUGUCAGGCAGGUGUUAUAUUAGUUUCACACGACGAAAGAUUAAUUCGCAUGGUAUGCACCGAACUCUGGGUAUGUGGAGAAGGAUCUGUUCGAUGCAUCGAAGGUGGUUUUGACGAGUAUCGUAGGAUCAUUGAAAAGGAACUUGAAGUAUAAAGAUCGUUUAAAUUUAAUUGCGUUAUCAGUCUGUGUAUUGUCCCGACUCAAGUUACCGAUGUGAAAAUUUCAAUUAAUUCAAGUAGAUACAAGAAAAAAACGAAUGUUUUGUCUUAUACUGGGACAAUGGAAAUUUUUGAUUUAUUUAUCGAUGAUAUCGCGGAUAUUAUAUUGUCUAUUUUAAAUAAAAUCGUGAUCAUUAUAAAAAUCAUUGUUUACAUAUUAUAUAUAUAUAUAUUUCAUCAUAUUAACAUGAAAUUUGCAAAAUAGACUGAGUCUUUAACUUACAAGAACAUAGAACUAGGAAAGUUUCACAUCGUUUAACUGCCAGCUACAAUAAACUAUAUCUAAAAAAAUUCUGAUAUUUAAUAUUGUACAUUAGUUAAUAAUAAAAAGUCGUUGUUAUAAAUAAAAGUA
Messenger RNA from Bombus terrestris (buff-tailed bumblebee), 2709 nucleotides. Its product is annotated as ATP-binding cassette sub-family F member 3. The record is from RefSeq and is a predicted model, not a curated record. The transcript has 9 exons. Bases 136 to 2292 code for a protein of 718 amino acids. Gene Ontology annotation, molecular function: ATP binding; ATP hydrolysis activity. NCBI's taxonomy places the organism in Eukaryota, Metazoa, Arthropoda, Insecta, Hymenoptera, Apidae.